CUUGCACACAGUUUUCCACCAGAUAUGGCGUCAUGAGAGUGGAGACACUCUCGGCGCCUCGGUACGCCGUCGUAUCGUGUCAAAAAACUUCCGACGGCCACCUAAUUAAUAAUGCAACUCACAACUUCCGCGCCUGUAUCAGAUAGUCGAUGAUAACGGUAGCGUACUCACUCGGGUAUCACAAAAUAAUUGAAUUAAUAAUAGUUAAUUUAGUUAUAAGGCUUCUUACGUUCCACUACUUCGAUGUUUCUCGUGCAGGAAAAUCUAUAAUUCUACUGUGAUCUCGUUUUUCUAUAACCAGUGUGGUUCGUAAUCUCGAGUUAUAAGCGUAUUUGUGCACAUAAAUGUUCAUUCGUGUUCGUUAUAAAACGUAAGCAGUUAUGUCACUGAUUAAAUGCUGUUUUGAACCUCCGGAAGUGAUCGAGAUAUUUGAAACCCUAGCGCAAAAAUGUUCAGAUGCUGGAUGUAGCUGUUGCUGCGGGUGGUGUAGCGCUUUUAGACCGAGAUAUAAGAGACUGGUGGACAACAUAUUCCCUGUAUAUCCACAAGAUGGGUUGGUUAAGUCGAAUAUGGAAAAACUCACAUUCUACUCCCUUAGUUCACCAGAAAAGUUGGAUCGAAUUGGGGAGUACUUAUUCCAGAGAGCAGCUAGGGACAUAUACAGGAAACGAUAUGGGUUUGUCAUUAUUGCAAUGGAAGCAAUGGAUCAACUUCUUUUGGCCUGUCAUGCACCAACACUGAACCUUUUUGUGGAAAGUUUUCUAAGGAUGGUCCAAAAACUAUUAGAAUCUACAGAACCAGAACUACAGAUUCUUGCAACACAGUCAUUUGUCAAAUUUGCUAACAUAGAGGAAGACACACCAUCAUACCAUCGCCGAUACGACUUUUUUGUUAGCAAAUUCUCAGCAAUGUGUCACAGCAAUGAAAAAGAUGAGGAACUUAGGAAUAAAAUUCGCAUUGCUGGAAUCAAAGGCCUGCAGGCUGUCGUUAGAAAAACGGUGUCUGAUGAUCUGGUAGAGAACAUUUGGGAGCCACAACAUAUGGACAAGAUUGUACCAAGUUUGCUGUUCAACAUGCAGCAAUCUGCCUAUUACAAGAAAGAUCAAGGCAAUACUGAAGUACCUUCGGAUGACAGUUUGGAUCCUCCUAUGCUUGCUGAAACAUGCCUGAGGGAAUUGGUCGGUAGGGCUUCCUUUGGACAUAUAAGAGCUGUACUUAGGCCAGUUUUCAGGCACUUUGAUCUGCACAAAUUGUGGGUACCGAACGAUUUUGCAAUUCACACCUUCCGAAUAAUAAUGUUUUCCAUUCAAGCACAAUAUUCAUACACGGUAGUAGAAUCACUGAUGGCACAUUUGGACGAAAACGCAAAAUCGAGCCCGACGAUAAGAACCAGCAUUGCGGGUGUUUUGUCCAAAAUUAUAGCUAUUGCUGCGGGUGAGAGUGUCGGGCCGUCUGUGCUAGAGAUCAUAAAUUCACUACUGAGUCAUUUACGUGAUUCGGUAAAGAAUGAAGCCAGUCAAUCAGAGGAGAAAGAGUACCAAGAAGCACUGAUCAACGCUUUAGGAGAAUUUGCUAAUCAUCUUCCUGAUUACCAGAAGAUUGAAAUAAUGAUGUUCAUUAUGAGCAAAAUACCAUUUCCACUUGUUGAUAAUCAAACUCCAGCUGAUAAUUUGCUGCAGAGCAUAUUGCUGAAAAGUUUAUUGAAAGUCGGCACUAAAUAUCAAACGAUCCAUUUCAAUACUACAUUCCCCGUAUCAUUUUUGGAGCCACUGUUAAGAAUGUCUUUAGCUCCUGACCCUGACAUGAGGUUGCUAGUGCAAAAAAUUCUACAUACUCUCUUAGAUCGACAUCAAAACCUAGAAAAGCUUGCUAAGCCUACAGUCCACGUAUCGGAGUUAAACUUGGUGCUAGAAAAGUCGUCACGACCAGACUUGAUAUUCAUCAAUAAACAUGGACCAAUAGUGUAUGAUGCACUUUACACCAGCCUUCAAAUGGACACAAACACACCAGAAAACAUCGAAGCUAUAUAUACGACUUUAGCUUUACUAUGCGUUGAACUAGCUAGUGCUGAAACUGUCAUCGAUUUACUGCAAUUGAUUUUAGGGAUACAAAAUCUAGCUCUCAACAGCACGUCACUGUCAAACGCGCAAAAAUUCAACUUGCAUGCGAUUGUGAUAAGUUUACUGGUACUAAUACCCGAAGUCGUGGAACUCAAAGAUCUGUCAGAUUAUGCGAUGCAGAUUGUAGUCGCAAGACAAGAGGAGGCGCCCCAUUUACUGCCAGACUUGUUGGACCACUAUGGUGUUGACUGUGAACCAGCGAAUAAAGUACCCCAUUUAUUGAUAGAUCAGAUGGCAGUAUGUGAAUGCGUAAAACAGGGAGGCAUAGAUCCAUCGAGACUCCAACAAACUUCGCCAUACGGUGCUGGUGGUCCAGGAAUCAUUGUUGGAAACCAACGUAACAGUUGGAUCGAGAAUGGCGCUAGAGGAAGCCUCAUUGAACUUCCGGCGGCGGAAGUUGAUAGUGCGGCUAGCUCUCCAGGAGUUCAAAGGAAACAUACAGAGGAAGAACUAACGUUUGAAAGUAUGAAAAAGGUACUAACGGAACCCCCGGAGGUACGAAAAGAGGCAGAAGCUGAACGGAGAAAACUUCUGAGCCACACGUUCAGAACGGCCUCGUUUUCGGAGCUUGUUCGCAGGACAAAACCCAAGCACGAUGUUUUACAGAGCAAGCUAAACGAAAUCUUUAAGUCAUUGAAUGCCAACGAAAACUCUGAUCCUACGGAGGAAAAGAAAAGCGAAAUUCCUACAUACGAGCAAAACUUUCCAGAACUGUUUUAUUAUUAGGUGGUUUUGAACUAUAUUGAAUAGGAGUAAACUAUACAUCAAACAUUGACGCGUCGCAUUUUAGCUAGAAGGAAUUGACUUUAUGCAAGUUGGUUAUCGCCUGAAGUCAGGGGUUGUACUUGAAUUUCCGUGUAAGGUAGACAUAGUAUACAAAAUUGUGUGAACAAUUCAAUAUACAUAAUCUAAAAACAUUAAUUUUCAGCAAUUAAGUUGAAAAUAUGUGGGACCUUUUUGCAUAAAACCUGUUCCUUCUUGCACUACUAAGUUUUAUUUGGGUGUUUUUGUAUAUUUAUUUUGUUUGAGGAAUUGUGCUUAUUUAACUAUAUUUUUAUUCUUUCAUAAAUUGUAAAUAUUAUAUUUGUUCAAUUUGCAAUAUUUGCAGAUAUUCGUUUUUGUUCUCACUUUAUGAUUCAUAGCAAUACAAACUUUCUGUGUAUCUGAUGCAUAGUUUAGGCAAACUCGAUAUCAAAAUUUUGAAGUUCUCUGUGACAUUUUUCAAAAUCUAGCUCUUGAAUCUGAGAUAAAAGUGGUACUAAAACCACCACGAAAUUAAAAAAAAAACUUGUUCUGUCUCACACAGAACGCUCCUCAAUGACUACCGAGGCAGUUAAAACGUCAUUAAAGUUUUUGGGGUUUCAAUUAGUCAAUCAGAUUGGAGCUAGAAUGAUGUAACUUCUAGAACUUGUCCUGUGGUAAUCUUUGAUGCAUCUCCCUGAAUCUGGACAAUGAAUGGCCUCGCAUGAAACGAGUAAUUACGCUAUCGACGUUUUGGAAGCCAUGCGAAUGAUUUUGUGCUUCCAAAGAGAUUAUUGUCCAGAUUAAGGGAGAUAAGGAAUUUAAUGAGGAUGAUUGUGUGCUAUAUCACGAUAGUAAUACUAUAAUUGGUUACUUUUUGUGAUUAAUAAAUAUAACGUUGUAAAAUAUCUGAGGUCCUUUCCAGACGAAGUUAUGUUAAGAUCUAUUAGCUGUGAGAAGUAUGUUGUAUUCCUAAGUCAUAAAUACGUUUUUCUCAAGCUCUAGGUUGCCCCCACUUAGACCGUAUCAUCGGCACUUUGAUAGCUAAUUAAGAAUAUCUCCAAUCUAUUAUUGAUCCCUGAUUUUGGAUCAACUUCCAGAGUUGGCCGUGUAACAAUGCAUGUAAAUAAGUGUGCUUGGUCCAGUCUAUACUGUGGAGUGGUAUGUUGAGACCAAAGACAAAUCAUACCAAGACACGGCAGAUGAAGCGAAUCGAUUUGAGAGAGAUAGACUGGUUUUACCACUUGUUAUUUGGUGAGGAAUACAUACGGUGUUGCCAUAUAGAUAAAUAAUCCGUUUUGGUUUAAUUCAUUGACGAUUAUAGCGAAAGGUUAAGCAUUUUUUGUUCAAAUUCACUUCUUUUUGAACCCUUAUGCGGGUCUUGCGUAUUCAUCAUCCAUUAGCAGCAUACAAAAUAUAUUUUUCAUCCAGUGUUUAGAUUAUAAGGUACAACGUAUGUAUGCAAGCAAUCACAAUACUUAACCGACAUUCCAAUAUUCUUUCACAUUAAGCAAUGCAUCCGAUAGUAAGUGGUAAUAUUAGAAGCCUUAGUUAUUAGAUCUCAUUUUUAUUUAGCAUGUUAUCGUUGAAAUGCGUGCUGAGUCAAAUAUUUUUUAAUAGUGUAUCAUGAAAGGAAUAUGCAACAAUAAGACAACUGCUAUGUCUUUUCGCGGUUUUUUGUGGGUUACAGUAAAACGGUAAAUUUACAGGAUUUACUUUCAUGCGUAAAUCUCUCUCACAAAUACUGUGCGGACUUUUGUGUAUAAGUCUUUCACAUUCAUGCUUGUCACUAUCAAUAUGACAUCUUGCCUCUUGUUCAUCCAUGAUAUUAAACAUAGCAAUGUCUAAAAAUACAACUACAAGUCUGUGAAGUGAAUGAAAACAACGGUCCUCUACACAAUUCAUGUGUGUGUACAUAUGCACUGCGAUAAGACUGUACUUCAUUCAGCUUGAUAUAAAUGUAGCAGUUUUUAAACAUUUUCUCUCAGUUUGGCAACACUGCCUCUUCUCGAUAUAUGCCGAGCCAUCUAUGAGACAACCUUCAAACCAAGGGCGUUUCACUCAUAGAUCGCUGUUUUUUGUUUUAAACCUCUAAUGCAGGCCAAACCCAAGGUCAAUCAAAUUGACCGACAGAUAUCAAAGACAUUCCAUUCCACACAUUGUCUGCUCUUGGUAUAACUACUCUUUGGUAAGUCGAUCAAGGAUUUCGUUAGCUCAGACUUAUGGGAAGAAUCCUGCAGUAUACUUUUCAAGAAAAAUCCUUCGGGUGGUGUCAAUAAGUCGGCUGCGGAAUACCGCCGCGCUUGGUAUCUGUCAGUAUGCUCCCGGUAUCGUGUUGGACUUUUUUCAUCAGUCUGCGCUGGAGGGCGAAAGCUCUUCCUCGAUGUUGUCCCCUGCUAUCCCCUAGUAGGCGCUAGCCUCUAAACGAUCCACCAUCAAUAGGGGCAGCAAAAAAAACGCAUUUCAUGACUUCUGGAGGACAACGGGUUAGUGUGUGUGUUUGACAAUUCUAUUUUGACAAAUAAUUUGACUAAUGGACAUUAAUUUUUGGAUUACUAGUAAUAAUUUGUAGUUAAAGAUUAUACUGUACAUGAUGUUUGUUAUCUAUUUUUCUAAGUGUAAAAAGGCGGAAUAGGGAUACUCUAUCUUCUGUUGUAACUCAAAUUCAAUAAAAUCUAUUGCAGUUGA
Molecule: messenger RNA, 5549 nt
Organism: Acanthoscelides obtectus
Lineage: Eukaryota; Metazoa; Arthropoda; Insecta; Coleoptera; Chrysomelidae
Source: the annotation of a GenBank genome assembly